This is a messenger RNA of Cooperia oncophora, 294 nucleotides long. NCBI's taxonomy places the organism in Eukaryota, Metazoa, Nematoda, Chromadorea, Rhabditida, Trichostrongylidae. The record is from the annotation of a GenBank genome assembly.
AUGAACAUGCAUCUUGGAGGCGCGUUUCCGUUCUCGCUUGUGCCGACAACUUCGACCGCAUCAUCACAGGCGUCGGUGAUCAUGAGUUCGUCAGAUUCAGCCCGUGACGAUGUGACGCCGCCAGCUGGUAAAAGGAUUAAAACGGAAGAGGAUGACGAGAAGACUGCCAGAGAUUCUGCUGCCACAGCGGUAACAUCCACGUUUAAAUGUAACGAAUGUGACAAAGCGUUCAAAAGUCUGGAAUUUCUGGAACAUCAUAAACUUAUGCAACAUAGCGGAUUUUCACAGCAGUGA